AUGGAGGCGGUGAGGAGGUGGAGGACAGACUGGAGGUAUCCCACUGCUCUGCUGUGCAUUUACGGAUUCUUCAGCACAGUUAAACCCAUGGAGCCUUUCCUCAUCCUAUAUAUGACGGGACCAGACAAGAAUCUGACAACAGAAGAGGUAAACAAUACCAUUUUCCCCGUGUGGACGUACUCUUACCUGUCUGUGCUGGUGCCGGUGUUCCUGCUGACUGACUGGCUGCGUUACAAGCCUGUGGUGGUGUUCCAGGGUGUCACCCUCUUCAUCACCACAGCGAUGCUCCUCUGGCUGAAAAGUGUGCCGACCAUGCAGGCCAUGCAGUUCUUCUACGGGGUGGUGACCGCCAGCGAGGUGGCCUACUUCUCCUACAUCUACAGUGUUGUGGAUCUGAAGCAUUAUCGGAAGGCCACCUCUUACGUCCGCAGUGUCCAGCUCCUGGGGUACACGGUGGGCUCUGUGCUGGGCCAGCUGCUCGUCAGCUUUGACCUCAUGUCAUUCAACAACAUCAUGGUGCUCACUCUAGUUUUCACUGCCAUCGCUCUUCUGGUGUCCUGCCUGCUGCCGAUGCCACAGCAGAGUAUGUUCUUUCACCGCAGACGUACCGGACAGAAGAUCGCAACAGAGGGAACAGCGAGGCACGUGGAUGGGACAACAAAACACACAAGCAGAGCAAAGCUAUCACUGGAACAAAUGAGAGACGAGAAGGUGGAGGUGGAGGAAAAUGAGGAUGAAGCAAGACCAGGAUUGGAUGAAGAAGGGCCCACGUCUAAGGACCCCGAGGAGUCGGUUGGUGCAGAGAGAUGCAGCAAAGUCCUCCUCCAGCUGUGGAGGGACUUCUGCCAGUGCUAUUCCACCAGAGAGCUGCUCUACUGGUCAGUGUGGUGGGCCAUGGCCACCUGUGGCUAUAACCAGACUGUCAACUACGUUCAGGUGCUGUGGGAGCACGUGCAGCCUUCUCAGAACUUCAGUGUCUACAAUGGAGGCGUGGAGGCAGUGUCCAACCUGUUGGGGGCCGCAUCAGCUUACGGUAUAGGCUUCACUGAGGUGAGAUGGGAACAGUGGGGAGAGCUGGCCGUGGGUGGUCUCUCUGGACUCGAGGCAGCAGCUCUCUUCCUCAUGACCUUCACUGGCAACAUCUGGGUCUGCUACACUGGUUAUGUCAUUUUCAAGUGCCUGCACAUGCUGUUGAUAACAAUAGCCAUGUACCAGAUUGCAGCUGACCUGUCAAUGGAAAGAUAUGCCAUGGUCUUUGGCGUAAACAACUUUGGAGCUUUGGUUCUACAGACGAUCAUCACUUCUGUUGUUGUUGACAGUGGAGGACUGGGCCUCGGCAUCAUUGCUCAGUUCACCAUAAACGCCGGCUACUUCUCACUCAUUGCUGUUGUUUAUUCACUUCGGGGACUGUUUACCAUUUGGAGACUGCAGAAAAGCAACAAAUCCCACGAGUCCACCUCUCCAAUAAAAAAUGAACCUCCAGGCUUUGAUGAAAACAGAUUCUAA
Cyclopterus lumpus (lumpfish) is the source of this 1506-nucleotide messenger RNA. It is a transcript of the gene slc19a3a, whose product is annotated as solute carrier family 19 member 3a. The record is from RefSeq and is a predicted model, not a curated record. Gene Ontology annotation, molecular function: vitamin transmembrane transporter activity. The transcript is spliced from 7 exons. Gene Ontology annotation, biological process: transmembrane transport; vitamin transport. Bases 1 to 1506 code for a protein of 501 amino acids. Gene Ontology annotation, cellular component: plasma membrane. NCBI's taxonomy places the organism in Eukaryota, Metazoa, Chordata, Actinopteri, Perciformes, Cyclopteridae.